Messenger RNA from Rotaria socialis, 540 nucleotides. NCBI's taxonomy places the organism in Eukaryota, Metazoa, Rotifera, Eurotatoria, Philodinida, Philodinidae. The record is from the annotation of a GenBank genome assembly.
AUGUAUCCAAAUAAUGUCGAACAAGUAAACCAAGGCAUAGCAUUUACUGAUUCCAGCUUACGUUGUUGUGAUCUUACGCGUUUUGAAAUCAAGCGAUUGUGUCAAUACAAUCAAUUAUCAGUAGCUAAGUUUGCACUCAUAUCAGAUCUCAAUCAGUACUACAUCGAUGAUUGGAAUCAACUAGUAAGGAAAAUUGGUGGUUUUCCAUUGCUUGUUGAAUUCGAAUAUCACAAUGAUAAUAUUGAAAUCAAUGAAAAAUCUAUGAUUCAUGAUGUUGCCAGACGUGAGUUUACUGUGUUUAUCAUUGGUAGUGGUCAAAAUAUUCAUGUAUUUUCUCCAGUUGAAUAUCAAUUUUAUGUCAAUAAAACAGUCAUAACAUUUGAAGAUAAAUGUAGUACUAAUUAUGCUCGAUCGAAUUGGCGUCUAAUGGAAGGACAACAAAAUACAGAAGAACAAGAGAUCAUAAAUGAUUUCAUGAUCUCAGCUAGACAACUUUACGAAGCAAUCGAAGGUGAUGGAUAUGCUCGGAUUGAUAUUUGA